Cucurbita maxima (winter squash) is the source of this 1501-nucleotide messenger RNA. RefSeq names its product E3 ubiquitin-protein ligase SIS3-like. Bases 191 to 1330 code for a protein of 379 amino acids. The transcript has 10 exons. Gene Ontology annotation, molecular function: ubiquitin-protein transferase activity. The record is from RefSeq and is a predicted model, not a curated record. Lineage: Eukaryota; Viridiplantae; Streptophyta; Magnoliopsida; Cucurbitales; Cucurbitaceae. Gene Ontology annotation, biological process: sugar mediated signaling pathway.
UUCUCAUUUCGCUUCUUCCCUCCACGAAAUUUCGCCUCUGUUUUUUCCAUCCACGAUCUUACGAGAAUUAGCUAUUGUUCUCGUGAUUGUUUUCGAUUCAUUGCCUUCAAAUUCAAUCAGGUUUCUGCACCGUCCUAUGGCGGUUCGUGAUUCUCCAACCAGCUUGUUCUAGUGAACAAUUCUCCCAUCUAUGGCUACUCGAGGCGUCGAUUUCAAGUGGUAUGACGGUUUUUUCUUGUCGAUGCUCGCGACUAGUGUAGUAAUAGUUUCGAUCAGUUGGAAGAGGUAUCAUACUUGUGUACAUCCCCUGCAUAUAUGGAUUGUGGUUGAUUACACUGCCGUCUUUCUUUUUCGCCUGCUGAUGUUUGUAGACAAUGGACUUGCCGCUGGAAUGGGUUUGGACUUUGGGUGGCAGCAGAGAUAUGCUCGAUUUUGUGGAAGAAUUGUGGUCCUUUCAGUCCUAGCGCUUCUGCUAUUUCCAUUUCUUUGGGUUUGGACUGCCAUUGGUACUUUAUGGUUUAAGCGGGCCCAUAAUUGUCUUCCUGAGCAAGGUCAGAAAUGGGGAUUCCUAAUUUGGUUGCUUUUUAGCUACUGUGCCCUCGUAUGCAUUGCUUGCAUGUCAUUGGGAAAGUGGUUAACUCGUAGACAAGCACUCUUGUUUCGGGCACAACAAGGGAUCCCUGUAUCAGAAUAUGGGGUCUUGGUUGACAUGAUCCGAGUACCUGAUUGGGCUUUUGAAGCUGCAGGAAUAGAAACAAGGGUAAUGGGUCAAGAUGCUGCUACCUACCAUCCUCAUCCCGGACUUUACUUGACUCCAGCUCAGAGGGAAGCUGUGGAGGCACUUAUUGAGGAACUUCCCAAAUUCAGGUUAAAGGCUGUUCCAACAGAUUGCAGUGAAUGCCCUAUCUGCUUAGAAGAGUUCCAUGAAGGGAAUGAGGUUCGUGGCCUCCCUUGUGCUCAUAAUUUCCAUGUAGGAUGUAUUGAUGAGUGGCUUCGACUGAAUGUGAAAUGCCCUAGAUGUCGUUGCUCGGUCUUCCCAAACCUUGACCUCAGUGCUCUUUCCAAUCUUCGUUCUGAUACCGAUAGGCCUUCUGCAAGUGUUGUUACAGCCAAUAGUUAUAUGAUAUCUCAUCCUUUGAGCCAAAGUUAUCUAGUGAGACUGCAGGGUCUGCUUCGACCUGUUCGCACAGAAAACACGGGUACACAUGGUGAUUUAGAAUCUGCUAGUGCUGUGGAAGUUACUGAGAAUGGGUCCGCCCAUGACCAAACUAUACCAGAACGGUCUCCCGUAAGACAAAUGCCUUUAAGUCAGUCUACACCACAACUCUAGGUAGUUGGGGCUUUUUUCUCCCUUGCUAUUUUGACUGCUUCUAACUGCUCCUGUAAAAGCUAAAUGAUAAGCGUCCACAUCUUGCCAUUUGCAAAUCGUGGCAACUGUGUAAUAGUAAACCUCGAACAUUUGGUUUUUGUAUCCAAGGAAUCUACUUACGUUCUAGCAAAA